AUGCCGAUUGAGGCUCUUCCCCAGAAAACAAUCCGGGCGAUUGGCUCCACAUCUGUCAUUUCGGAUCCGUACUCUGUUGUCAAGGAGCUUAUAGACAAUGCCCUGGAUGCUUCUGCUACCUCGUUGCAGGUUGAAAUUUCCCAAAACGCUGUGGAUGUCAUACAGCUCAAAGACAAUGGUCAUGGCAUCUCUCCAGAGGACCAGCAAUAUGUCUGCAAACGAGCUUUUACCAGCAAGAUCCAAACUUUAGAUGACCUCAAAAAUGUCGGCGGGUCAUCAUUGGGAUUUCGUGGUGAAGCACUUGCAAGUGUCGCAGAGAUGUCUGGUGUCCUCGCUGUCACCACUCGAAUUGAGUCUGAAGUUGCCGGGUUAUGUUUGAAGUACGGAAGAAACGGAGAACUCACUGGAACAGAACGGACGUCACAUCCUGUAGGCACAACUGUCCGUAUCACGGACUUUCUCAAACACAUUCCUGUCCGCAGGCAGACUGCCUUGAAGGGUGCUGUGAGAAAUCUCACAAGGAUCAAAAAGCUCCUCCAGGCAUAUGCUAUAGCCCAGCCAUCCAAGAGGCUUUCACUCAAAGUUCUCAAGACAAAAAAUGAAAGCAGCAAUUGGACGUACGCGCCAAGCGCAAGCGCCUCGCCCUCGGACGCAGCUCUCAAGGUAGCCGGCACAGAAGUGUCUUCUUCUUGUGUCGUGAAGCGGCUUUCCUCCCAGGGCACCACUGAGAAUCAACGAGGAUCAUCAGACCAGAAAGAGUAUGAAGCCAUCGCUUUUCUUCCGAAGACACAAUUUGACACCCCCAAGAUCAACAAUUCAGGACAAUACAUCAGUGUGGAUGGCCGCCCUCUCUCUAGUAGCAGAGGGAUUGGUCAUGAGAUCGUCAAAAUUUUCAAGUCAUAUGUCCGUGUCGCCGCAUCCAAAAACAAAUCCUCCAAAUCGGUUGUCGAUCCUUUUCUCUGUCUGCAAAUUCGAUGUCCUCGAGGAACGUACGAUGUCAACAUCGAGCCAGCGAAAGAUGAUCUGCUCUUCGAAGACCGAGAUGUUGUCUUGGCAUUGGUGGACAAUUUGUUUCGCGGCCACUACGGAGAGAUAGAUGGGACGGAGACAAACACUUCCAACCAAGACAAAGAGGAUGCUUGCAAAUCCAAUGAAGGCCCGGGAGGAUUUGGACUUUUGAUGGCUAGGAAGCCAGCUACAGAACUUGCCACACAGCCUCGCGAUCCUGACAACCCCGUCAGUGAACCUAUACCCCACACGCCUAUUUCACAGAAGCCGGUUCGGUCUCAGUGCCCCCUUUCGCCUGUGGUUUCUUCUAGCAACAAGGGCCCCGAAAGUCCCAACGAGUCGGACACCGGCAGAAACAAACGGACCAGCUUCCUCAAUCCGUGGUCUAUUUCCAGAAUAAAUGCCUCGUUUCAAACACCGCGACGCGGAAGCAAUUCUCUCAGCCAAACAAGCCCCGUAGAUCUACCUAUCAGUAACCUCCAAGGGCCAAUUCGGAGGGAGAGUAUAUCUCAAAACGUCCAGCAUUCGCCAACCUUAGGCUUGACAAGUCCGCUUACUUCGCCAAUGAGCCGCCAUCGAGAGCAUCCGCAAAAGUCGACUACGUCCCCCCUUGAAAAUGAUCGCAUUUUGAGCGCCCGACGGGCUGAGAGGGAACGUGAUCGAGAUCUCUAUGGGAACGGCGCUUUAGACACUUGGUUUCAGAGGACUACACAAGUCUCGCUGGAGCACAACCCUGUUGAGGAAGGACCGAGUGAGGAACCGGAUUCACCGCUUUCAUUCCUUGCCCAGCAACGAUUUGGAUUGCCAACGAACACUUCGCCAAAUAUUAUAACUACCGAUAGGCAGAAUGAUGGUGGUUCGGACAGUCCACUCGAGAAUAACAUCACCCCGAAAGCCGUUGAUCAUGGGCCUGCGCUACCCGAAGACAAGAGUGACCAUGUUCCAGAGUCAAUGGACAGUGGUCGAGGAUUUCCGGUUCUUGAAAGAUGGGCCGCUCAUCUUCACCAAGGCGCCAGUCAUGAGGCUGAUCUGGAGAAAGCACUUGACUUCGAAAGGCGGAAGAAAGAAGCCAUUCAGAACAGUCGCACACGCUUCAGACAGAACGAUCAACCAUCCAGUUCGCAGUCUGCUCCAGCGUCGCAUUCGCCUCAUAGCAGUCGGUAUCUUGCCGCAAAAGCUGCGCUAACUUCGUCGCAAACUUCGAUCGGCGAGCCGGUCUCUACAACAACGCUCUCUCCUCAUGAUCCGCGAGCAUAUCUGAUCCGCCGGGAAAGAGACCGUUCUAUUUAUAAAUCCUCAACGAAGGAUGGAACGGCUCGCAAACUACCCAUCAACAAACUUCCCUUCGAACGUAUACCUGAUGGUUCCGACCUGCAUGAUCUUGGCUUAACCUGCUCGGUUGACUUAUCAUCUGGCUCGAACUCAUUCAAGCGGAAUAUUCCCGAUGAUCUAUAUACUGAGAACGAUAACGAAAAUACAGCAUUCUCAGCAUCUGAUCUUGAAACCUGCCUGCCGUUCUGGAACGAACGGGUGAUGCUUAUUAUGAAGCAGCAAUACAAAAACAAGGAUGAAUCAACGCCCUUGAGCAUUCAAAUUGAUCUUGCCCCCAUUAUUUCUCGGCAUUUGAAAAAUAUUGCAGACAGCCAAAACAAUUAG
Messenger RNA from Penicillium robsamsonii, 2664 nucleotides. Its product is annotated as putative DNA mismatch repair protein. The transcript has 3 exons. Gene Ontology annotation, biological process: mismatch repair. Lineage: Eukaryota; Fungi; Ascomycota; Eurotiomycetes; Eurotiales; Aspergillaceae. Gene Ontology annotation, molecular function: ATP-dependent DNA damage sensor activity; mismatched DNA binding; ATP hydrolysis activity. The record is from RefSeq and is a predicted model, not a curated record. Gene Ontology annotation, cellular component: MutLalpha complex. Bases 1 to 2664 code for a protein of 887 amino acids.